GUAAACUAGCCAAUAUGGCUGCGUCCUUGACCGGCAUGUUUUGGUUUUAGUGAAGUGAUAAACAUGCGCUGUAGUCGUAAAUUUACGGAGAGGUUAAGUGUUAAUAGAGCCGAGUAAAGGGAAAAUGGAGAGACGACAGUUCAUUGCGUCUCUGGUGGCAGGAGGCUGCGCCGGGAUGUGUGUGGAUCUGACCCUAUUCCCAUUAGACACCAUUAAGACCAGACUGCAGAGUCAGCAGGGUUUCCACAAAGCGGGGGGCUUCAGGGGGAUCUACGCCGGGGUGCCGUCUGCCGCAGUCGGAUCCUUCCCCAAUGCCGCUGCGUUCUUUGUCACCUACGAGUGCACCAAGUCCCUCCUCGGCGCCAGCGGAGCUUUCGCAGCGCCGCGCACGGCACCUGUCAGUCACAUGCUGGCCGCCUCCCUGGGAGAAAUAGUGGCGUGUUUGAUCCGGGUGCCUACAGAAGUGGUGAAGCAGAGAACCCAGGCCUCUCCCUCAUCCACCACCUACAACAUGCUGCUGGCCACUCUCAGAGAGGAGGGUGUUCGAGGUCUUUACAGAGGAUACGGCAGUACGGUCCUCAGAGAGAUCCCAUUCUCGCUGGUGCAGUUUCCGCUCUGGGAAUAUUUAAAGGCGCGGUGGCAGCCUUCGUCACCACCCCUCUCGACGUGGCGAAGACCAGGAUCAUGCUGGCCAAGGCGGGCUCAGCCACGGCGGGCGGCAACAUCCCAACGGUGCUCUGCGACGUGUGGAGGAGCAAAGGCCUUCCAGGGCUGUUUGCAGGCAGCGUUCCGAGGAUGGCCUUCAUCAGCGUGGGAGGCUUCAUCUUCCUGGGAGCGUACGAAAAGGUCCGCCACACUUUGCUAUAGCGGGGCUUCGGGGCACUCACCCCCCUACAGCAGACCCUCGGUGUCGCCCUGCAGCCUGGGGAACGCUGCCAGCCUCGGUGCCCUGAGGAUUCGGAGCCGACUACAUUACCCAGGAUGCUGCAUUCCUGGUGGAUAACGUGGAAAAGACUCGAGCGAUAUUUACGACCCGCUCCUGUAAUUUUGGAAUGGAUUUUGGAAUUAAAGACUCUCUUUUAUACUUCUUGUGAUUUUCCCGUCACCCUCUAGACUCCGGUGCUACAACGUUUAAUGUCCGUUUGUUUAAUGUUUUAUCCAUAUUUUCUUCUCUCUGUUAGGCUCAGUCACCUGCGUAAAAGACCCACCCGGGAGACGCAGCGAUAUGUCACUGUUGUUACAUUCCAACUAGAGCAAAGCUGACCUCAUCCCACCUACGGGAGCCGUAUGUUUCCCCCUGAGACGCCACCAACAAUAGAGCACUUUGUUGAAUUAGCAAGCCUGUGGGGUUGAUCUGCAGGCUCGGCUGCUCCACACUAGAUUCUUCAUUACAGCUUCAGGUCUUACCUGUCAAGACUUUAUUGUGUCUCUUUCCUUAGCUAUGUGGAAAACAUGGUAGGAACUUUAGAGGGUGGAAAAAGUAGGAUGUCCUCUGAAAGUCUGUUUUAAACAUAUUUUUUUUGGUAUUAGCAUCCAGCAUCAAAUUUUAGCAAGAAAUCGACUGUAGCUUGACUAGAUCAUGAGUUCAACCCAGAAUGCAUCAGUUUGUACCUGCUGUUGUGCAUGAUGUACGGUAAGUUGCGUUAGUAAAUGAAUAUUUGCUUAGCGAAUUAGGGCACCGGAACUGGCUCUAGCAUCUUUGUACAUCCUUGUAAAUCCGACCCUGCCGAUGUUCUCUAAUUUUUUGCAGAUCAGAUCGUGAUGUUUUGCUUUUUUAAAGUCCUUUGGCCUACUUCAUGCUGGCCUAUUUAAGUAAUUCUUUUGAUUUGUUAAUCAAAAAGAUUGACCAGUCACAGACAGAUGGGCCUGUCUGUGUUUUUGUCCUCAGUCAUAUUAUCUUUGCUAAUAUUAGUUUGACAAUCUGAAACCGUUAAGGGGGGCAAAUACUUUCCCACAAUGUCAUAUUGCUGCAUUGAUGUGGCAUUUUAGAUUCCUAAUACGCUGCUGCAGUGAGAAAUGUGUCUGGGUUCCAAGCUGGUCACAAAAAGAAAUUCCUGAAUAUUUUCCUACUUGCGGCCUGAGCCAGGCAUAUGGCUUUGAUUCGGUUUGCAAAGGUUUCUGAGACAUCAGCUGCUGGGAUCCGCAACUUGCAUGCGCAUUUCAUCUCUGCGUUUGAUCUCUUAUUACAGCAGAGCGUCUGCUUUCUACCUUACUCCCCGCAAAAGUGACAAGAAGACGUGCAGAAGGUUUAAAAUGAAGAACAAAGGGGGAGAUUUUCCAGGUUUUGUGUGUAUACAGUUGAAACCAGACUUUUUUUUUUACCCCCACCUUACUACGAAGUUAAAUCAGAUCAAUCUUCUUGUUUUAUUUCAGAAUAAGAAAAAAGAUUUUAUGUUUAUCAUUCAGUAAAUGGAAAUCAUUUUUGAUCAUUCUAACUGAUCUGAAACUGAUUUAACUUGAGACUUGGGGUGUUUAGGGGGGGGAAUCGUCUAUGUAAACUUUAGGUUUCAACUGUAUGUUAAAAUUUAGUUGCAUCUUCACAAGAAAGAUAGAUAUAAGCAUUUUAUAAGAGCGAUAAAUGUGUCCUGUGUGUCAGAUGGGAAGAAUGAGCGUGGGCACGUUUAAAUGCAGGGAGACAUUUUGGUAUUGGCGCCGUAGUUUUUUUUUUUUGUCCGUCACGUAUCGGUGAGAAAACAGAAAUGACUUCAAAGACAAGUCAGACUGUCACUGUGCUGCUGAGCAACAGUAGCCGCCGUGUGAUUGGUGGAGGCCACAGCCUGGAGCCUGUCAAUCACCUGAUGACAAUCAUCCAUCUGGAAUGCGCAUCCUGAGCCUGAAGUCAGCCUCCAGUCAAAAGCUGAUACUUCCAACAGGCCGCGGCUGGAAGGGGGUACAAUAAAAAAAAAAAGAAAAAAAAAAAGAAGCCUGCUGUCUUUGGAGCUGCGAGGAGCCAGGAGAGAUUCCUGCUGGAGGUUCAGCUUUGUUUCAUGUCGCAGCGAACGCUUCAUUUGAACUGAUGACUUCUCCAUAAGCACCGCGACAGGAGGGAGGAGACGAGGACGCCAAACGCUAAUUCGGCUCGAAACAUCUGCUCCGUGGGUUUGUUGCACCAGUGAGGGGGGAAAAAAACACA
Molecule: messenger RNA, 3133 nt
Organism: Poecilia reticulata (guppy)
Lineage: Eukaryota; Metazoa; Chordata; Actinopteri; Cyprinodontiformes; Poeciliidae
Source: RefSeq, a predicted model, not a curated record